GUUCUCCCGGAAGUAAAAGUAUAUUGGCGUUGGUUGUUGAAAAAGUUUCAGCACGUUGCAGAUGGAAUGAAUGAAACGCUUCUGGCUGGCGUUGUAUUAUGAUCUUAGAUUUUUCUAGAAUCUUUUUUGGACGGACACAACAUCAAACAAGCUUUAGCGAAGCCAAGAGCAACGUGUAAAGAUAAAGUUCUAGAAAGUUUUGUGUGGAUACAGUACUUGCUCCUGAAUUGAGGAUAGAAGAGCAACAUAUAUCUCACAGCCUUGUGGAGUCGUGAGGCAGUGAAUCCAGGAAGACAUGGCAGGAAUCCUGUUUGAAGACAUCUUUGACGUGAAAGAUAUCGACCCUGAUGGGAAGAAGUUUGACAGAGUGUCACGUCUACACUGUGAGAGUGAAUCUUUCAAGAUGGACCUCAUUCUUGAUGUGAACAUUCAGAUCUACCCCGUGGACCUGGGAGACAAGUUUAGACUGGUGAUAGCGAGCACCUUAUAUGAAGACGGCACUCCAGACGACGGGGAGUACAAUCCUCAGGAUGACCGGCCAUCGAGAGCGGACCAGUUCGAUUACGUGAUGUACGGCAAGGUGUACAAGAUCGAGGGAGACGAGACCUCCACGGAGGCCGCCACACGCCUUUCCGCCUAUGUGUCCUAUGGGGGAUUGCUUAUGCGACUGCAGGGAGAUGCCAACAACUUGCACGGGUUUGAAGUGGACUCUCGUGUCUACCUGCUCAUGAAGAAACUGGCCUUCUGAACCCUCUCCUCUGGGUGGCUUAUUCCUUUCAGUCUACCUGAUGCUUCACGGACCGCAUUCUUGGUGUCUUAACACCGUACAUCCUGCUUUCGGAAUGACAAGUGGAAUGUUUGUCAGUUGCAGUGGACAUUAAAGAAACAGAAGAAUUUUUCUGUAGGUUCAGCUGGGGAGCAGUGGGUUGUUUAAUGUGCCACACCAUGUAAAUAAAGAUGUCCUUUUUUAUAUUUAA
This is a messenger RNA of Anguilla anguilla (European eel), 977 nucleotides long. It is a transcript of the gene polr2h, whose product is annotated as RNA polymerase II, I and III subunit H. The coding region runs from base 296 to 748 and encodes 150 amino acids. Gene Ontology annotation, molecular function: DNA-directed RNA polymerase activity. The record is from RefSeq and is a predicted model, not a curated record. Gene Ontology annotation, cellular component: RNA polymerase III complex; RNA polymerase II, core complex; RNA polymerase I complex. Lineage: Eukaryota; Metazoa; Chordata; Actinopteri; Anguilliformes; Anguillidae. Gene Ontology annotation, biological process: DNA-templated transcription. The transcript is spliced from 6 exons.